Messenger RNA from Microplitis mediator, 2162 nucleotides. Its product is annotated as trehalase-like. Gene Ontology annotation, molecular function: alpha,alpha-trehalase activity. The coding region runs from base 325 to 2013 and encodes 562 amino acids. NCBI's taxonomy places the organism in Eukaryota, Metazoa, Arthropoda, Insecta, Hymenoptera, Braconidae. The transcript has 10 exons. Gene Ontology annotation, biological process: trehalose catabolic process. The record is from RefSeq and is a predicted model, not a curated record.
GUAUUCUAUCAAUGGUCACUGGAACGUUAUCAAUUCCUACUGCAUAAAACUACGACAAGUUUAACGUUUUCGGGUCAUUCGGUUGAGUGGUCGGCUCUCAGCUGCCACUUUUAAAUUCCAUCGAAAAAAAUAUUUUCAUCGUGUGUUACUGACAAUAGAUAUUUUUUUUUUGUUUUAAAAAAGGACGAGAUCCUUGUAAAAAUUGUUAACUCAAUCGAGUGAGCUUGUUAAUUUAAAAUAAAAAUAAACAGGUGGUGACAAAAAAUACAGCUUUGAAAUAGAAUUCAAAUUUAAAACUCGUAAAUUUUUUUUUGUGAUUUCAAAAUGUACACGUUUAUUUACUUGCUGACCGUUGCAUUAAGCUGUCAUGUUCAUGCCCUUAGUAUCGUAUCAACUCCGGAAAAAUCAGAUCUUUGUGACAGCCCAAUUUAUUGUCAUGGAGAACUUUUGAAAACUGUACAAUUGGCAGAAGUAUUUUCCGAUAGUAAAACCUUCGUUGAUCUUUAUCAGUUACAUGAUCCGUCAGUAACUUUGGCCAACUUCGAAAAGUUUAUGUCGGCAACAGGAGGUAACCCAAAUAAAACCGAGGUAUCCAAAUUCGUAGCAGCUAAUUUUCACAGUAGUAUUGACGUACUACCUUGGACACCUUCUGACUGGCAAUCAAACCCCACAAUACUCGAACGUAUCCAGGAUCCAAAAUAUCGUCAAUGGGCAUAUCAAUUAAACUUUGUAUGGUUGAAUUUAUCACGACAAAUGUCACCAGAAAUAAUAGCACGUCCUGAGAGAUAUAGUGCUAUUCCUCUUGAGAAUGGAUUUAUUGUCCCCGGUGGUAGAUUUCAAGAAACUUACUACUGGGACAGCUAUUGGGUUAUUGAAGGACUUCUAAUUUCCGGAAUGAAAGAAACAGCGAAAGGAAUUAUUUUAAAUUUUAUAUCAAUGGUAAAUAGAUUUGGCUUUAUUCCAAACGGUGGACGGGUAUACUACUUGAUGAGAAGUCAACCUCCCCUACUUAUUCCUAUGGUUGAAAAGUAUAUAGAAGCUACUGGUGAUAUAAAAUUCCUAUCAGAUAAUCUACUAACGCUUGAAAAAGAAUUCGCUUUCUUUAUACGAGAAAAAACGAUUGAAGUCACGAAGAAUAACAAAACUCAUAAAAUGGCACGCUAUGUAGUAAACAGUGACGGCCCACGUCCGGAAAGUUAUCGUGAGGACUUCAAGGAAGCUCAGAAUUUUGACAGUAUCGAACGUCGUAAAACUUUUUAUGAAGACAUAAAAGCUGGUGCUGAAAGUGGUUGGGACUUUUCGUCACGUUGGUUUAUCCCCAGUGGACCAGGACUAGGAAAUCUUUCAGAUAUUUCAACGAGAAAUAUUAUUCCAGUCGAUCUUAAUGCAUUUCUCCAACGUAAUGCACGUCUCUUGAGUCAGUUUAACCAGCUUUUAGGAAAUGAAGUGAAAGCGAGAAAAUACAGGAAUAUUGCGAUUGAUUACCAGAACGCGAUUGAUGAUAUUCUGUGGAACGAAGAGCUGGGUAUUUGGUUAGAUUAUGACAUGAAAAAUGGACGUCCAAGAAAAUUCUUUUAUCCUUCUAAUCUUACCCCGCUAUAUACUCGUAGUUUUGAUCGUAAAAAUGCAUCAACUUAUGCACAAAAAGUUGUCGAUUACUUAAAAGCUGAAGGAAUCGAUAGUUUCAUGGGCGGUACACCGACAUCAUUAACUCAUACUGGUGAACAAUGGGAUUGGCCUAAUGCAUGGCCACCACUUCAAUCAAUUAUGGUUCAAGGACUCCGAAACCUUGGUAUUGAACCAGCGCUCAGUAUGGCUAAAGAGCUUGCAAUGAGGUGGCUUAAGGCCAAUUAUAUUGGUUUCCAAGAGGGUGGAGUAAUGUAUGAAAAGUAUAGUGCCAUCGAUCCUGGAAAAUACGGCGGAGGUGGUGAAUACGAUGUGCAAGCUGGUUUUGGAUGGACGAAUGGUAUCGUAUUUGAAUUCCUUGAUACAUAUCCAGAUGCUAAGUCAUAACUUAUCGUUAUCCUGAUCCUACGAUUCUACCGAUAAAUAACUUUAAUUGUACAAGAUUUAUUUUCAUAUUUCACUGGUGUUACGUCUUUAUACAAAUUGGAUGGUUACAAAGAUCGAUAAACUUUUUAGCAAAAUGAAAACAAUAAAUU